Molecule: messenger RNA, 480 nt
Organism: Botrytis deweyae
Lineage: Eukaryota; Fungi; Ascomycota; Leotiomycetes; Helotiales; Sclerotiniaceae
Exons: 2
Coding region: 1-480 (159 amino acids)
Source: RefSeq, a predicted model, not a curated record
AUGCUCGAAGGUCAAAAUACUUCAACCGAUGUGGAAAUCAGAGAACGAGAUGAGAAGGCUGCAGCGAAGAUCUUAGCUUCGACAAAAGAUUUGGCUAAAGGCGAAUUCGACUUCCCUCCAGGCCUGCCAAUGUUCGUGCAGGCUGACACCAAUCGAUGGCUGGAGAGAUGGACUAAAGGGCAACGCCACAUUCUUUGCAAAGUCCUUUCUACAGAAUCGACUUUCCAACGACGUGGUAUGGGUAAUGUUCUCGUUGAGUAUGGCAACAUAUUGGCAGACAAAAAGGACUUGCCCAUCUUCAUGCAAGCUUCGCCUUUCGGCUUUCCGCUUUAUAUGAAGCAUGGCUUUGAAACCGUACAGUGUUUAGAUGUAGAUUUCAGGGAGUGGGCACCAAAUGCCAAGGGUAAUGAUAGGGGUUAUGCAAACUAUAAGUUCCGCUAUAUGCAAAGACUACCACGGACACUUCCAGAUGGUAUUUGA